AUGAAAAAUUACAGCUAGUCAGUUUUCAAUUCUUUGCAAUCAUCAUCACGAUCAGAAUCAAAUUAAUAACUUCUUGGCUAAGGCAAGAGUGAUGAACAAAAGACAACGGUGAGUGAAAAUUUUUCCGAAUUCGAUGAGGACAAAAAGCUAUUCACUCUUAAUGAAAAUAAAAUAAGCAAUAAGUUUGAGGAUCAUAUGGCUAGGACGUAAGACGAAUAACUGAAAGAGUCCGAUCUAGGAGCUCAUUAUUAAUCUGCAAGAUAAACUUCUACUACUGGGACUUUAUUUGGAAAUAGCAAUUAAUCAUCUACAGGUUCCUAAUCAGUUGAUGAUUUGAUCCCAGGAGCUAAGCCUUAGUCAGAACCUGAUGUUGAAUCUAUUCCAUGUCUUUAUAUGCCCUAGGAUGAUGGUGCAAAAAAGCUUGUAAUCUAUUUCCAUGGUAAUGCAGAAGACAUCGGACUAGCUUUCGACUUAUUAUAUUAAUUUGGGAACGAAAUGAGAAUGCACAUUCUUGCAGUUGAGUAUCCUGGCUACGGACUCUACAAGACAUCUGCCCCUGAUGAAAACAAGAUUAAAGAAGACGCUGAUAUUAUAUUCGAUUAUCUCACUAAAUUUGUCGGAAUUAAUCCUAUUGAUAUAAUACUAUUUGGCAGAUCUAUGGGAAGUGGACCAGCUACUUACUUAUCUUCCAAAAAUAAGGCAUUUAGUUUAUUGCUAAUGUCUCCUUACACUUCUAUAAAAGAUGUCUCAAGAAGCCUGCUAGGAAAGUUAAGUUUUUUAUUGACCCCAAUUGUCUAUGAGAGAUUCAGAAACAUUGAUAUGAUGAAAGAUGCACAGUGUCCUGUAUUUUUCCUUCAUGGCCUAAAAGAUAAGUUAAUUCCUCAUUCUCACAGUAUGGAUCUCAAUUAGGCUUGCCCUAUGAUUUCCUAUAUGCAUCUUCCACCAAAUAUGGACCAUAAUGAAUUUGAUUUCAUAGAUGAUUUAGUAAAUCCUUUCAAGGAAUUCAUAAGAAGACUAGGAGACUAAAGUAAGAAUAGUAUUAGAAGAGAAAAUGAAGAAAAUAAAAAAACUGAUGAACAAAGGCUGUAGGAAAACAGCUCAUCUGAACCUCUAUAACUUAAUAAAUUCCAAUUCUCUGUUUUUGUUAAUGACGGAAUUAUAACUCACUAGAGUGAUAUAGAUAACAGCUUUGUUGAUUAUGAUCCUAAGACACAGACAUUUGAAAUAUCCUUUGAGAAAAAACUUUAUGAACCUCCUAAGAUAAUAGUAGAGGAUGAGAAGAAGAAAUUAGAAGCUGUCAAGUAAAAAUCAGCUGCAUAAAAGAAAUGA
Stylonychia lemnae is the source of this 1329-nucleotide messenger RNA. NCBI's taxonomy places the organism in Eukaryota, Ciliophora, Spirotrichea, Sporadotrichida, Oxytrichidae. The record is from the annotation of a GenBank genome assembly.